AUGUGGAAAUACGAACGUAGCGACAUCGUCGAGGAGCGCGAGAAGUCCAAGGGCCUGGUCAAGAGAACGCUCGAAGAGGUGGGAGAGCAAUCGCGCCGAUGGCUAACCGGCAUUUUGUUGGAGAGCUGGGCGCAGGUAUCGCCGCAACCUGACCUUGGAGAAGAGCUUCGGGAGCAGCUCGGCGAGUUCGGCUACAUGGACAAGGAGGCGUGGUUUCUCGCUGCAGACGUUGCGUCAGGAAGGGAGCGUGCGCAGGAUCCACUGCCACGUCGCAUUGCAUGGGGCUGGAUCGUGCUUGAGUCCGAAGGCGUGGGGCCCAUAUUGGUUGCUGUUGGGAGAGGCGGGCUCGCGGGCUGGCGGCAGAGCGUCAACCAGGGCGAGCUCAUGGCCUUCAAAAAGCUGCUCAUCAACGCGAAGGGCUUUCAGCGGCUCAGGUACAUUGCGGCCUCGAUUUACGCGGUGCGAGGGGUGGCCAAGGUGAAGACGGGCAAGGAAAUCGUGGGCAAGCAAAUGGAAGCCAUCGAGGUCGAGAACCACAUGUCGGAGGCGGAGGGGAUCAGCUCGAGCACCAGCGUGCUCAACUACGUGGGCAACGAACUAGCGGACGGCUGCGUGGAGGACAUCGCGGAGCAAGUGCAAGUGUCGGAGGCGCAGGCUCGCGCCGUGAGGUGGUCAGAGGGCAUCGCGGCGCAAAUCAGGAAAGGGGGCUCUGGCAACGCUCGCGGCGGCGGCCGAAGCGGGACCGUCACAACCGCCAUCAAGAGAGGCCAAGCGGGUAGCCAAGGUCAAUGA
Molecule: messenger RNA, 792 nt
Organism: Prorocentrum cordatum
Lineage: Eukaryota; Dinophyceae; Prorocentrales; Prorocentraceae
Source: the annotation of a GenBank genome assembly